AUGGCUGCAGAAUCUACAGAAUCUCCUACGGACACUUCCUCCACGAUUUCGUCAAAAUCUGCGAUGGAAAAACUCAUCCCGGUUCGCUUUUUUUGUGUUGCUCACUGUAAAAAAAGCGUGAAUUUUUGAAAUUAUUUCUAAAAAAAUUUAUGAGUAGGGACUUUCAAGGUUGAAAGAUAUUUGAAAAAGUUCGAAAAAUACAUUUUAUGUUUGAUUAAAUUUUUUUGAAAAAAACCAUUUUUGUAGGAAAUUUGCUACGAUAGCUAAAGAUUUUUUUCGAAGUUUUUUUCAUAUUUAAUCCAUCAAGUGAAACGGUUUCGGGGUAUUUUUUUAAAGUUAAAUAACAACAAGAUUCCGAGUUUCAAAAAAAGUUGCUGAUUGAAGUUUUUGAAGGUGGUAAAUUAAACUUUAAGCGGUUUAGUACGAUAUUUUGAAAAAAAAAAGUGCUCAAAAAUUUAAAAAAAAUGAUGAAAUUUUCGAGAAAAAUUCAAUAUUUAGAUCGAUUUACCGCAAGAACAGCCGGAUAAAUAUUUGGCAGUCGAGCAGUUGAUGCGCGGAUACGACCAUAUAAGAAAGCAAAUCGAAGACGAGAUCAAAAAAGACGCGGUGCCACGUCCGAAACGCCCAGACGUGAGGAUCCUGUCUGAAAAUAAAAGUCUUCAAUUUGGACUUUAGCUGUCAAAGUAUCGGAUCGUGAAUCCUUCGUUCCGGAGAAAGAAGAGGUCCGAGAACACAGAUCCUGAAACGCUCGGACGUUUUGGAAGUUCGAACAGUCCUUCGUCUUCGUCUAAAGAAAUUGUGAGUUCCUAUAAACGUAUAUAAAUAAACGAACGAAUGAUGUUAUAUGUCAAGUUGAUCAAAGGGGCUGGAGUUAUAGUCUAUUGGAACAAGCUUGAAAACUUUUUUUCGUCGGCACCGUCUCGAAAAAUUUGAAUAUUAAAUUUAGGGUUGAUACACAUAUUGCAUAGCGUAAAAAUUCUAUCACCUAAAAUCAGUUAUUUUGUUUUCAAUGCUACUUUGAUUAUCACUUUUUUUCAUAUUUUUUUCGAUGGUUUGAGUCAUUUAUUCAUUUUCAUUUGUUUAAUUAUUUUUUUUCUUUCAUAGGAAGUUAUAACAAUCGGAGACGACGACGAUGAUCCAAUCAGAAAGUUGGAUGAAAAUGAAAAAAAUAUCCUCCAAAAGCUCGAUUGGCACCUGAAGACAAUAUCAUUCAGGUAAAUGCGAUUUGAAAUUGGCUCCGAAACGUAAUUUGUGAUAAAAAUGAGAUCAGGAGAAAGCAAAAAAAUUUAAAUAUAAUCAAAUUCAAAUUCAUAACGUUGUUUAGCAAUUUUUUUGGCAAAAAACAAAAAAAUUUUUUUGAUUCGAUAAAGGUUUGUACGGAAAGCGGAAAAAUUUGAAUUUCUUUUUAUUAAUUAAUUCAAAAAAACUUUCGAAUCUAUUCUUUGGAAAUGUUCGAACUUUGAGUAUGCAAGAAAACUUUCAGAGAGUUUUCCUGGGCAAUUUCGUUUUGGCGCCAAAUCACGGCGACAUCGAGACGGUGACGUACGACGACAAAAAACUGGUCAGUUCUAUUGAAAUUUUUCUCGCCAAAAAGGCGUUUUUCCUAAUUAAAAUUGUGACCCAAAAAAGAAAAAUUGUUUUUCUGUUAUAAAUAGAGAAAAAAAAUGGAAUAACUAAGUUUUUUCAAAUUUUAAAAGCUACUUUUCAAAAAUUUAGUUUUUCAAAAAGAUGGCCAAUGGAUCUAUUAUUGAAAAAAAAAGCUUGGAAAGAAGAAGAAUGUUCAGUUUGAAAAAUUGAGGGACUUCGAAUUUCUUUCAGAAGUUUUGUUUCUCGGAAAAUUUCUAGAAUGGAGUUUUGAAAAAAAUGCGUCAAAAGUUUGAUGACUGAGUACAGUUAUCAAAUGAAUAAAAGCGGAUAGCCUCCAAUUUCUUCUUGUUGGAGUUUCAAAUUCGUAUCAUUUUUACCAUCGGCUGUAACUUUGAGCCUUCGAAAAAUAGGAAAUUGAGAACUUUAAGCGAUUUGUUCGGUACAGUCAAAAGUUUUUUGCGAGAGUUAGACCUUCGCUGUCAGUCCAACUGUUGCAAUCUCACUUUUCUGUAUACGAUCGCAUUUUUUCCUUGAUCACACGUUCUUCAGCUUUGCCUAAUGACAUUUGAUCUAUUGGACAACCGGUUGGUUGACGCAUUUUCAACUUUUUCGAAAAUCUAUCUCAUUCGACCAAAAAUAUUCAUAAUUUAUGCAAAGAAAAUGAAGAAAGGGAGCUGAAAACAAGAAAGAGAAGAAAAAAUGAGUGGGCAGGAAUUCAGUAAUCUCGAUGUGAGGCCGGACGAUUUCCGCAUGGCUGGAAUUGUAGUUAAUUCGCGAAACAGAAGGAUAACUCGGUAAAAAGAGGUUCCAGAUUAUCACAGCGACCCCCAUGUCCGUUGUUAUAGAAACACGACAAAAUGAUAAGUAAACGAGGAUUCAGCGCGGUUUUACCCGUUUUAUCCUUCUCCCCUGAUCUCAUUUUGGCCAGCUUCCCAGUGGAAAAUGUUUGAAAUGCAGGCCUUUCGAUCAAAUUUCGAAAAAAAAAAAUUUAAGGAUGGGGUUACGGUAUACAGUAAGUUACUGUACGUAACGUAAACUUGAAAUUCCAACAAAGUAAUGGAUUUCCACCGAUAUUUGAUAUUUUUAGCUUGAAAGUCCUUUUCAUUCCCUAGUAGGACCAUGAAAAAAGUUCGAUUGAUAAGGUAUAAUUAGAGGUUUUGCUACACGUUUUUUUUUUCUGAAUGGUAUAACGAUUUUUGCUGCAAUUUUUCACGAAAUAAUAUGGCUGCUCUGAUUUUGAUCCUUUUUUCUUCAAUAUUUAGAGUUUUGCAAUUGAAAAAAAUUUUUUCAGACAGACAGUAUCAUACUGAAAUUUGAACUAAAUUACUGAUUUGAAUGAUUUUCAAUGAAAUGAAUCUUAUCCGUCCAGAUUUUUGAGCUCUCAGAAGGUUUUUGAUGCAUUCUUUCUCUAGACUUUCCUAUAUUUUCGAAGAAAAAAAAUGAUAGAAAUAGAGUGCUUUUAUCUUUUUAAUGUUCUGAGUUUUUUUGUCAAUUUUUCCAAAAAAAUUUUUCAUGUUAUUUAAAAAUUUUAAAAAAAUUUAUGAGAAGAAAUUCUGAAAAAUUUUUUUCCUUUCUCUCAUCACUGACUUUUCUGAAUUCAGCCAACUUUUGCGCCGGAACGAGUGAUGUUUUUACCGAAAAAGUGGAGAAACGCACGAGUUUCCCCUGAACUGUCGCAAUCUCCGCCGACCACGAAUAUUCCCGGUUUUUAAUCCAAAAUUAUUUUAUUUCAAUCGAAACUCUUUCAGCUACAAAACAAGCAGAAAUCCCGGUGGAAAAUGACGAGGACGAGGUUAUUUGAAACGAAAGAUCAGCUGGAAACUAUUGGUUUUUCUUUCAGGAAAGCAUGCGACACAGCGUCUUGUACAACAUUGUCCGAAGUUGCAAUUCGAAUAUUCCUGGAUGCGCGACGGCGAAUCCCGCACAGGAAGAGCUCUCCGUCGAAGUCGGAGACGUGAUCUCGGAGCUGACCUCUCUUAUAUGUCAGUAUUCAAAAAACCCAUGGCACUUAAGCGAUCACUCGAAAGCGAACUUUUCCUCUAGAAGGAUGAGAUCCGAUUAGGGAGCAAAAAUGAUUUUUUUUUUUGAAAAUUAAUUUUUAAGCUCGGAAAUUUGCGAAACGGAAUAAGAGACUCCUUACUAGUUAGAUGAAAGGCAAAAUAAGCUCAGCUUUCAGAUUUUGAAAAAGUCUUUGGCAAGUAUGCUUUUUAUCAAAUUGCGGUCCUUUACGUGGGGUUUUAAAGACCUAGAAAAUCUCGAAAUGAGCGUGUAUGAGGAGACAGACACUCUGAAAAAACCGACUAAUCUCCAAAAUCUGAUUUUAUUUUUCCAGAUAACGGUUCUCCCGCGACUAACGAUGUGCCUGAAGAUCAAGGCGACACCUCCUCGUCGUCGCCUUCUGCUUUGCGUACGGCGUCCUAAUUACCUUGACAAUUUGCAAUGUUUUGCUUUUUCAGCUGAUUACACCGCCAACGACGGCGCCUUCCCUCUUUUGACGCCGGAAAACUCAGAAAACUUGCUCCAUCUCGCACUCGAAUGUUGCACGAGUACUCCGGCUUUCAGUCAGAGCUUUUUCUCAUCUUUCUUCUGGAAUCGUUCCGAUUUCAGGUCCAAAUGUGACCAGUCCAAGUUCGCGACGUCAGUGGAAGUCGAAAAGUUGCCAGCCGACCCCGCAAAAGGCCAAAUCUCCAGCCAAAAAAGGUAAUCGGGGCCUUCCUUUUUUCUAGAACUGUAUAGACUCAAGAAAUGGAAAAAGAGAAAGGUAGCAAAAAAAGUGCAUAAGAUCCAAUGAAAUCGGCAACAAAAAAAAUGCCUUUGUUGCUCUAAACGGAAAAUUUCUAUAUAGCCUCUUUCCACCCUUCCGACUUUGCCUAUGAUUUCGAAUGCAGCCAGAGAUUUUUUUCAAUUUCUCAAAGCAAUCUCUUUUCUUCCAGUCAAAACGAAAUGGGUCUCGAAGGUGCCACCGGAAAAGAGAAGAAAUCGUGUCAAGAAAAGCGAGACUCCGCAACCACAGCCACAGGAAAACAAAAAAGGUUUUUCAGUAUUCUAAAAUAAUUCCAACGUUAAUUUUUCAGAAGCCAGUCCCAAGGACAAAAACAAGAAAAGAGGCGCGUCUGAAGGUAGGAAAAUGAGAUAGACUAUCUAAAGUCAUUCAAUAAAAUUUAAGUUUCAGUCGAAGAAUUGCAAAAUUUUGUCGCCGACCAAGCGAAACAGAUUCAUGCUCAUCUUGCCGCUUUGGAUCUUCCAGGUAAAUUUGAAUAAUCGUAAAGACAAGAAACUGCGGCGGAAUAGCUCGAUGCGUCGCGAUUGCGUCGAGUUUCAAAAAAAUGUCCAGUUUUAGCGCUUAUUUUUUAGCUGCGCCCGACUUUUCGCGCUUUCCGACGGUUUGAAACAGUUUUUGAGACUUAUAUUCCUCAGAGGGGUUUCGUUGACUGCAAACAGUAAGAACUCGUGUUCAAAUGCGAGAGCAACGCAUUGAGCCAUUCCCUAAUUCCCAACGCCCAUUUUCAUUGUGAAACGAGAAAAUUGAAUUCAACGUAUUUCGAAGCUCAUGAGGAAAUUCAGAAGAGAGUUAUGACCACGAAGAAAUCCAAGACCCGGCGAAAAACUCCAAAAGGCCGUCCGAGGAAAGGUCUUUGACCCCGGCGCUGAUCAUCGAUGAGGAUUAUGUUCCCGGAGAUAGUUCGUGCAAACGAUAAUUAUCCGUAAAAUUAUAUUUUUGCAGACUUUGAUCUGGCGCCGCUGGAUCGUCUCGUUUACACACCGAUUCCCGACAGUAAGAUCAUCCCUUUUUUUUCCCAAAUUUCAUUUUAAAAGUCUCAAAAUGUUCACUUUUGAUAGGAAAAAUAGUAUAAAGGACAGUAGGAAAAUUCGACUUUUGUUAUGAAAUUUUCGCAGUUUUUAAGCAUCAGAAAGUUGAUUUGUGACACUCUCAGGCUUUAUUUAAAGGAGUUUUUCGGCUUUUCAUUACUUCGUAUUUGAUUUUUCCUAUAGAAAAGUUUUUUUUUAUAAAAGAUAAAUCAGUUACACGCUUGAAUUAAGAAUUAUUUUUUGCUGAAAAAUACUUAUUUUGUAACUAAUCAUUGUAAAAAGUGAUAACAACAUACAGUACCGCUCAAAAGUAUAUUAAGUUUUGGUUUUUUGAGGAUAUCUCAGCGAGUACUCAUCCGAUUUAUACAUAACUUUCAGGGAUAAUGUAAAAUAUACUUUGAAACAUAUACGGUAUACAAAUACAUGUCCGCAAUCACUGUGACGCGUUUUAGGAAUUUUUUUUUGAAUUCAAUUUUUUUUGUUUUUUAUGCUUUUAUUUUUAUUUAUUUUUAUUAAAUUUUUUAAAAGUAAUAAUGUUGCCAUAUGUUUUUUUUCAUGUUUUCAGACAUGGGAAGAACCUCUGGAAAAAAGGAUUUGACUGAUAACGACAAAAGAGCCAUCGUUGUGGGUCGUCAAAAUGGACUGACCAUGAUGACAUUGGCAGGAAUGUUCGGCGUGACAGAGGCGUGCAUUUCUCAGUUCCUAAAGCGUUGGAAAGCUCAAGAUGGCUCUACUAAGAGCCAACGCACUGGAAGACCACGUGUCACGGAUCUUAAUGACGAUAGAAACAUUUUGAAGACGUCUAGAACCAAUCCAAGACUCACCGCCCCUGUGAUCAGAAGGGAAGUUUUCUUGAAUUCGCCAUCUCCGCCAUCCGUCUCAACUGUGAAACGACGUCUGAAUGCUGCUGAAAUCAUGGGAAGACGUCCAGUGAAGAAACCGCUGAUUUCUGGAUAG
Molecule: messenger RNA, 6354 nt
Organism: Caenorhabditis auriculariae
Lineage: Eukaryota; Metazoa; Nematoda; Chromadorea; Rhabditida; Rhabditidae
Source: the annotation of a GenBank genome assembly